AUAAUAAAAAAACAUGAGUUUGUGGGUUGAUUGCCGUUCUUCAUAAUUUUAUAGGUAUGAAUUGAUGUUUAUGAGUUAUGUUGAAGGUGAAAUAUUCGAAUUUUAUGUUAAAGAAAUAUAAUAAUCAGAUAUUUUUUUUGUACUAUUCUCUAUGAAUCCACUUAUUUUUCCUCCUCUUCAUAAACACAAUGCGAUGAUAUUAUUUGGUAUUAUUUUAGGUCUUCAUCAUUUUUUGGGUCAUUUAGGAGAAAAUGAAAAUGAAUUAAUGCUUUUGAGUUAUGUUAAAGUUGACAUAAUUGAAUUUUAUGUUUAAAAAAAUUUAGUUGUACGAGACUAGUUUCAAUGGAGUACUCUCAUGGAUGUUCACUAUAUGAUUAUUAUAUUUCUUAAACAUAAAAUUCGAAUAUUUCACCUUCAACAUAACCCAUAAGCAUUAAUUCAUACCUAUAAAAUUAUGAAGAAAAUCAACCCACAAACUCAUGUUUUUUUAUUAUGUUUUUAUACAUAUAUUCUAAAUGUCAAUUUUAUCCUUACAUUUAACAGAAAAAUUAACAGAAGUACCAAAGUGUCAAACAAAGUCUAACUUCAGGUACCAAACUGUCCCCUUUAAUACAUCGGGUAUCAAACUGUCCAAGUAGCAAUACCUCAGGUACCAUAGGAGGAAUUUACCCUUUAAAAAUUCAAUAAAAAUGUUCUAUAUAUAACGGUGGCGUUGGUUCUUAAAUAAUAUAGUUUUAUUGCGACCAUGAGUCCAUGACUGAAACUGGCCUGCAUAAUCUACUAUAAAGACAUUAGAACAGCUAUAUGGCCUCUUCUACAGCCAUUUGCCUUGUACACAUUCCAAAUUCCAAAUAACUCCAAACCCUCUCCUCUAAUGGCAUCUCAAGUACUUGCAUUAAAUUGAAUGAGUAAAUUAUAUGUCACAGCCGUCUGUUGUGCACAAAACUAUUCUCCUUGAUAUAUAUGACCGAAUUCCAUAUUCCAUGCCUAUGAUCCCUAUACCAUCUUCAUUUCCUUUGUAGGUUCUGUAAACAUUUCAGAGAUUCUUUGGACCUAGUUCAAAAUUUUGAGCAUCACUCCCUUCUCUACAGAAGCACAUACUUUCGGAGAGAAGACAUUGCUAGAUAGUCUUCUUGGCCGGCUGAAGGAGGGCAUAAUUCUGGUAUCUACCUCUUGUUUAUUCUCUACUUGUCUCAGCUAGGACUGCAGCCAUGGCUAGACUCAUCUCGAUUUUCUGUAGUUAUAGUCAAAUGAAGUACAGACGAGUACCACCCCUUUUGAUUCUAGUCCUUGUGUUCCUCACUGCCUUGAAUUUUGUUGUCUCACAAGCCCCUGGUGCAGUAUGUGUCCUUGAUAUUCAACAAUCUUCAUCUUGGAGUAGCUCAAGUUGUGAAGCAGGCACUUGGGGAGGGUUUGUCAGUAAUUGUAAUUGCGGAGCAGCUUUUGAUGACUACCUAUCUGCCUUGGGACGCAGGGCAAACCACACUGGUAGACAGCUCUUCUUAAAUUCAACAGGGCAGGAAAACUGCUUAGAUUUGAUGAAGAGUAUCAAAAGUGAUGUUUUCAGUUGUGGAAUUGAUAAGCUAACGAGUGGAGGUGGUGGCUGCUCUGACUAUACUAAACUAGAUGUUGUUCAUAAUCUAGGUAGCACAUUGCAAGAUUUAGGUGAAGACUGUAAACUUCUGGGGACAGCUGGAAUAUCUGAUCAGGCUUGCAGUUCUUGUUUGCGAAAGUGGGAAGAGAUUAUUGCAUCAUCAGAUAGUAGGGAGUCAUCAAAAGUUGAAGCCACUAUUUGUGGUUUUGCAGUUUUGGUGUCUUUAACUAGCAACAGGAUUCAUGACAAGAAUUGGGUUCAAGCAGUUUAUCAAUGCCUUGGAAAUCAUGUACUUUCAGAUUCCGGAGAUCAGCGGCAGAAAAAACCAAAAAGCAGCUUUCUAAAACUGAAGACAGGUCUUUGGAUUCUAUCUGGUGGUCUAGCAGGAAUUACUGUAAUAUUAGCAAUAAGUAUGUGGACCUUAUGCAAGAAAAAGAAGCCAGUAGAGAUCUUUUCAACUGCAAAAUAUGAAAAAGAAGAUGAUCCAAAUGAUUCACUGACUCAAGAAUCCAGCCUCAAAAUAUCAACUAAACACAUUUAUGCAGCAACCGACAAUUUAAAUGCAUCGAACUUCAUUGGCCAAGGUGGAGCUGGAAAGGUAUACAAAGGUGUACUCUUAAAUGGGCUUGAGGUUGCAGUCAAGCACAUAAUCAAUGAUGGAUAUGUAUCCAUCGAGACAUUCGUCAGAGAAGUGACAAGCCUUUCACAUGUUAGACAUCCAAACCUUGUAGCAUUACUUGGACAUUGCGUAGAUACAGAAGAAUGUUUCCUGGUGUAUGAAUUGUGCCACAAUGGGAACCUCUCGGAGUGGCUAUUUGGAAAAGAUAGAAGUCUACCAUGGAUUCAGAGACUUGAGAUUGCAAUUGAUAGUGCAAGGGGUCUUUGGUUUCUUCACACUUUUCCGCAAGGCUGCAUUGUUCACCGUGAUGUCAAGCCAACAAACAUACUCAUCACUGCCAACUUUCAAGCAAAACUGUCCGACUUUGGGUUAUCUAAAGUUAUGGACGUGGGGCAGUCCUAUGUGAGCUCCGAAGUGAGAGGAACAUUUGGUUAUGUUGAUCCUGAGUACCGAAAGAAUCACCAUGUAAAUGCUUCAGGAGAUGUCUACAGUUUCGGGAUAGUUCUUCUGCAACUUAUCUCAGGGCGCAGGGUUAUCAAUCUGAAUUCCAACACACCAAUGUCUCUUAAUAAGAUAGCCAGGGGUCUCACAAAAGGCGGUGAUGUUAUGGAGUUUGCUGAUCCCAAACUUAACAGGGAGUACUCGGUUGCAGCCUUUGAAAUUAUAGUCAAACUAGCUUUGUCAUGCACAGGACUAAAGCAACAAAGACCACGCAUGGAGGAGGUGGUAUCAAGACUAGAAAAGGCACUACAUAUCUCCACACAAAUGUAG
This is a messenger RNA of Rosa rugosa (rugosa rose), 2984 nucleotides long. Its product is annotated as probable serine/threonine-protein kinase PBL22. Gene Ontology annotation, molecular function: ATP binding; protein kinase activity. Lineage: Eukaryota; Viridiplantae; Streptophyta; Magnoliopsida; Rosales; Rosaceae. Gene Ontology annotation, biological process: protein phosphorylation. The coding region runs from base 1212 to 2984 and encodes 590 amino acids. The transcript is spliced from 8 exons. The record is from RefSeq and is a predicted model, not a curated record.